This is a messenger RNA of Hippoglossus stenolepis (Pacific halibut), 2800 nucleotides long. It is a transcript of the gene c14h1orf52, whose product is annotated as chromosome 14 C1orf52 homolog. Bases 145 to 807 code for a protein of 220 amino acids. The transcript is spliced from 3 exons. The record is from RefSeq and is a predicted model, not a curated record. NCBI's taxonomy places the organism in Eukaryota, Metazoa, Chordata, Actinopteri, Pleuronectiformes, Pleuronectidae.
UCUGCUUUGCGACUGUUUGGGAGGCUGAUUCAAAAUGGAGUAAAAUCCUGCGGCACCUUCUCCACAGAAUCAGGCUGUUUUCUCCUUCACGUCGUUUUCCCCGUGAACCAGUUCUCCUCUUUCGGAACCACUCACCUCCGCGUCAUGUCCGAGGAGAAGACCUCGGGCUCCCUGGGCUUCUUUUCCAGCUACGACGACCUGAGCGACAGCAGCGACUCGGACGAGGAGGAGCGGGGCGGGCGGAAGAAGAAGCCGGGCGCCGAGGCUGCGGGCGGGGAAGCCGAGUCGUCGCAGCACGGCGGAGGCAGAGGGGCGGCCGGCGGGGCCCCGCUCCCCAAGCCCGACGAGCUGUUCCGCUCCGUGUCCAAACCCGCGUUCCUCUACAACCCGCUGAACAAGCAGAUCGACUGGGAGAGCCUGAGCGUCAAAGCCCCGGAGGAGCCUGCCAGACAGUUCAAGCCGUGGAAGACAAACGCUGUGCCGCCUCCUGACAGCUACGCUGCAGAGCCAGAGAAGAAGAAGGGAGCUCCUCCGGGAAUGGACAUGGCCAUAAAGUGGUCCAACGUGUACGAAGACAACGGGGACGACGCACCACAGCCUUUCACUGGCAACGCACAGUUCUUACCAUCAGAGGAGCAACCAUCAGACUCAGAUGAGGACCCAGACCUAGCAGGCGCCUCUGCCAAGAAACGGCGAGUGGAGACCUUCCAGCAGAAGGAGAAGAGGAAGAGGGACAUGGGUCAAGCCACCUCAGACAAGAACUUCGUCGAGGAAGAGAAAAGGAUCCUCAGGCAAAAUGUAGACUGAGGCCCCAAGCUGCCGGCAACAAGGCACCGUGAUUUAAUCUCGGCAGAGAACAUUCACCAACAUUAGCAAAGUGGUCAAGUAGGAAGCGAACGUUUUACUAUUUUGCAAUAUUAUAGUAUUUUGUUUUGUUUUCAAAUGCGUUCCAGCUCAUUUGAAAGAAAAGCUUUAUAUCGGUGGGAUUUUAGGAUAAACAAGAGUUUAGGAAAGUCUCGCUGCAGAAAUCUCAACCUAAGAUCUUAGAUUAUGGUAAAUCCCUGUAACUGUUUUCCAAAUAUUUAAAGGAAAAUUCCGGUGUGUUACUGUUGUUUUUAAAUUUUUGACGAGGGUUUACUUCCCGACUCUCUUUCAGAGGCACUGAAGCCGUUUUCAGACACGAGCUCUGGAAAAUGUCCGCACUUUUGGGUCCGGACUUUCUCCUGAGUUUACCUUUCACACACAAACAAAGCAGCAGGAGGUUCUGCCGUCAAUCGUGUUCACAACAGCGGGAAAGUCUCUGUAAUGUAAACUUUCCGCUUUAGAGAUCACGUGUUUUGGUUUACACCACAUCGACACACUUAUCGACAAAAGCUUCUGAAUCCCGUUGUCUUUCCAAGUUGACGUCUCUUUUUCUUCCUGAGAUAUUUGUAUUCUUUUUGUUUUGUCAGUUUUGUGUUUGUCCCGCGUUACAAACGUCCUCAACACGUCCGAUCGCUCGCGGUGAAUCCUCCAGACAAUCUAUUGCUGUAUUCUCACAGACAUUCACUCAGAUAUUAUCCAGAGUCUUGAACUCUGGGGGGCUGGCAGGAGAAACUCCAGAGAAUGUCCGCAGCAACUGACUCUGACAUUCGAGUUCAGUGAAUGUCUGAACGCAGCUUGAAACAAGGGAUAUCAUCACAUACAGCUUUAAGCUUUGCCAUCACCUUUGCUUUACUUGAGAAAACGUCAGUUGCAUCACAGGGUAAAAUUUGACUUGUUUAGUUUUGUCCGAUUGCUCUCGUCCCAAAUGGAAACACCAGAAGUAAAAAGUAAAACACCUCAGUUUUCCUCUGAAUGAGGCGUUCGGCCCUCCUGCUGUGAUACAUUAAAACUUCAGUGUGGUCAUGUAGGCUUUGUGUCUUUGCUAUUUAAUGACUUAAACAAUGACGUUGCUGUGGUGGUUUACUUUGCCUGUGAGUUGUCUUGUAUUAUGCAGAGUAUCCACCACUGAACUCUGACUGUGCUUGUGUUGUGUUGAUGCAGUGACUUUCCUUUUAGAAAUGUGAGUGAAAUGACUGUAAAUAUGUUGAAAUGGUCAUUUUUGCACUGCAGACAUGUUGACCUGUCACAGGAGGAAAUGCAGAGUUGAUAUUAACUAAUGACUGUUGUGUUUAAGUGGAUCAUGACAGUGUGACUGUGAGUCUGCAAUCAUAAUACCAGGGCCUUGAAACCAAAAAGGAAAUUCAUCCACCGUUAAUGUUAUUAUUUGUUCCUUGUUUUCUCUGCUGUGACGUGUCAAAAUGUCAUCAAUGUAAAAAAAAAGACCUUUAAUUUUUAGAAGCGCACGUUCUUCCUGCUUAUGGGCACAAGGUGGCGUCCUUAAGCUAAUUUAGUAUCCCCUCCCUUCACGUUAAAGAUGAAUUCUGCUGCACUUUGGUUUAAAUGUUUAAAUCACAACCAGGGUCUGUGUGAAAAAAGUAGAAUUCUGACGAAGGGAGUGAUGAUCUUCGAUUUGGAAGUUUGUCUCAUCUCAGUUCUCUUGAGAUACUCGAUGCAUUCUGACUGUUUGUUCAGUCUCGUGUAGCUUGUAUUACACACAACACUUUACAUGUGUUCUGAAGAAAUACAUGAAAAUCAGCUUCGUAUAUAUUUGGUAUUAAUACAGAGGGUUAUUGUAAUACUGUACUGUUUUUAUGUUUCUGCCCACAAGUCUUCUUAUUUUGUGUAAACUGUUGAAUAUGGAGAAUUUUAUAGUUUUGUUUUCAGUGAGAUAUUGUUCAUCAAAAACCACAUAGGCAAUAAAAGAUAUUUUAAUGUC